AUGGAAGACACGUUCAUGUUUACGAGCGAACCGCCGCCGCCACCGCCGCCCACGCCGCCAGAUCAACAGAGGCCGACGUUCAAGGACAAGGUGAUGGGGAAUGGACCGACCAAAAGAAGGGAGCCAAGGCAGUUCCAAAACCUGGUGACCAAGGGAGUGCUGGCGAAGGAGAAUGUCAACGGCGAUAGGUUGUUUCCUAGCUUUGAUUUUGUUGAAGAGUCAGAGUAUGAGAGGAUUUGCCAACCAUGGCAAGGCUGCCUGGUAGUGAAACUAUUGGGCACGCAUAUUGGCUAUACUGCCAUGUGUGAGAAGCUGCGCCUGCUCUGGAAACCAGUGGGAGGCAUGGAGGUAACAGAUGUGCACCAUGGCUACUACAUGGUGAAGUUUGAUAUAGAAGCAGAUCGGGAUAGGGCUGCGACGGGUGUGCCGUGGUUGAUUUACGAUCACUACUUGUCGGUUAAGCCGUGGAAUAAGGAUUUCGUGGCUGCGAAUGAUAAAAUCAACACAACAAUGGUGUGGAUUCGUAUACCCGGUUUGGGCAUGCAAUUUUAUGACGAAGAUAUACUGCUAACCCUAGCUACUGGGGUGGGCACUCCGAUCAAGGUGGACAUACACACCGCCGACAUGCGUUUGGGUAAGUUCGCUCGUAUAUGCGUGGAGAUCGAUUUGGAUAAACCAGUUGUGGGCACCCUGAGGCUGAGAGGGACAUGGUAUAACAUCGAGUAUGAGGGCUUACACUUGCUUUGCCCAAAAUGUGGUUGCUACGGUCAUCUCUCGCGGAAGUGCAAGGUUGAGACACCGACACCGGUGGUGGUUCAAACACAGACACAAACGGCGGCACCUACAACCAGUGCACCUCCUGAACAAACCCUAGGAGAAGCAGUCAAUCCAGCAUUGAAUGCUGACCCCAUGCAAGCCGAGAUUGCUGCACCAAAAAAGGCAGUUUCUGUUACAUUGGCUGCACAUGGAAAAUGGUUAAAUGUAGAGAAACCAAAAAUGAAACAGAAUCAAAACCGCCAUACAGGGUUUGCGAAAUCUAAGGAGGCCAGGAACGCUAACAGAUUCCAAUCAUUAGCCAAUCUUCCAGAAGGGGAAGGAGAUCCCGUGGAGGGCGCGCACACACCCGUAAAGGUUGGUAAUGAUAAGAUGAAAACAGGGACAUUUAAUGCGAAGAAACGUACUCGUCGGGAUGAGGGGAAACCAUCCCUGGGGGUGGCCCACACUCCAUUAAGAAUUAUGGAACGUGCUUCGUCUCAUACUCCAGCACCUUCGGGGACGGGGAAAGCUCCAGGGAAUGUCAAGAUUAUACCACCAACAAGAAUGAUUGGGGAUAAGGUAGUGUAUGAUAUCGGUGGGGGAGCAAUGUCCACAGAGAACAUGAGGCCAAUGGGGGGUGGCAGGUACCAGUUGCUCACUGAUGCCUCAGCAAGGGAGGGAUGUGCAGUCGGUGAAGCUGUAGCAACAAACCCAAUGGACCCAGGACCGGUGAAUCAAAUGAUGAGAGUAUCUCAACAAUAG
Molecule: messenger RNA, 1518 nt
Organism: Lotus japonicus
Lineage: Eukaryota; Viridiplantae; Streptophyta; Magnoliopsida; Fabales; Fabaceae
Exons: 1
Coding region: 1-1518 (505 amino acids)
Molecular function (GO): zinc ion binding; nucleic acid binding
Source: RefSeq, a predicted model, not a curated record